This is a messenger RNA of Leucoraja erinaceus (little skate), 13005 nucleotides long. It is a transcript of the gene reep1, whose product is annotated as receptor accessory protein 1. Bases 379 to 975 code for a protein of 198 amino acids. Gene Ontology annotation, biological process: endoplasmic reticulum tubular network organization. Gene Ontology annotation, molecular function: microtubule binding. The record is from RefSeq and is a predicted model, not a curated record. Lineage: Eukaryota; Metazoa; Chordata; Chondrichthyes; Rajiformes; Rajidae. The transcript has 7 exons. Gene Ontology annotation, cellular component: endoplasmic reticulum tubular network; cytoplasmic microtubule; endoplasmic reticulum membrane.
CAGUGAAUGCAUCAUCCCGGGUGAUCACCAGCCGGGGAAAGAAAAAUCACAAUGUCCUAGUUUAUUCGCCUUUGACAGGUUGCCCUUAUAUGGUGCCCCCUUUGCAGGGCUCGGGCUCGGUUCGGAAGGAAGGCGAUGGAGGGGAGAGAGAGCUUCCAUCCCCUGCCUGCACUAGCCGCUGCCCUGAAUGGGCGGACGUUGUGAAACUAACGACGGUGGUUAUCUCUCCCCCUCUCCCUCUCUCUCAAUAGUUGUCCCUUUCUCCCAACACUUGGGCUUGCCGGUAGCGCUGACGAAACGUGCGAAUGGUCGAGCCCUGCAUCGGUUAGAGAGGAAACUCCUCCCUCACUUGCAGACAAACAAGUCCUUCCAACCGCCAUGGUCUCAUGGAUCAUCUCUAGACUAGUCGUGCUGAUUUUUGGCACACUUUACCCAGCGUAUUCUUCCUACAAGGCUGUAAAGACAAAGAACGUCAAAGAAUAUGUGAAAUGGAUGAUGUACUGGAUCAUAUUUGCACUGUUCACCACAGCAGAGACUUUCACAGACCUAUUUCUCCCAUGGUUUCCAUUUUAUUAUGAACUGAAGAUCGCCUUUGUAAUUUGGCUGCUCUCCCCUUACACAAAAGGCUCCAGUGUUCUCUACCGGAAAUUCGUGCACCCAACCCUCUCUUCGAAAGAGCAGGAGAUCGAUGAAUACCUGAGCCAGGCGAAGGAUCGCAGUUACGAAGCGGUGGUGCAGUUUGGAAGGCGAGGCCUGAAUGUGGCGGCGAGCGCUGCCGUCACGGCUGCUGCCAAGGGACAAGGAGCUCUCUCGGAAAGGCUAAGAAGCUUCAGCAUGCAGGAUCUGACGACGAUUCGAGGAGAGAGCAGCAGUGAUCCGGCAGAACAUGUAAGCAGCACGCAGCCCCAAACCCAGAGUGCACCGGGGAACAUCACAGAGACUGUCGAUAACUCAGGCAGAGCAAAGGCACCCUAAUCCCCCUCCCAGAAGAAAAAGUACCUCAUCCUGCUACAGCGAGUCCAUGUGAUGCCAUGGAGCCAUCGGACUGGAGUCACCUGGAUUUGACUUCCUGUUUUAUCGUCCUGCCUUCACGAGCCAAGCAAAAAGUGACACACGGGGAACUGCAGAGAAAAACCACUGGCCAGAGAGUGCUUCACGUUUUCUUGCAGAUGCCAUCAGCAACCAUCCAUGAGUAUAACUCGCAUUGUAACAUAUUUCUGUCUUACCUCUGUUUCCUUUCAAAAUUCACACGUAGUUCAGAGUGACGCUGAAGCGAUUGAAAUGCUUGUAGAUCUUAAGUGUCUUCAGGUUUAUGUAAGAACAUUCCAACACAUCGUGUUUUUGCUUCAAAGCAAACUAGAAAAUAAUUAAUUAUUUCUGUAAGCAGGGGUAUCGGCCCCACUCUACACCACAUAUCUGUUCCACCACACACAGAGAUAUCUGUUCUUCAAUAUAGAGGCACUUAUGCUAUUCUGUGUACAAGUAUUUCUGUCACAAUAUGUACACAAAUCUGUUAUGCUGAGCUCUGGUAUAUGUGAUGUAUACAGUACAUACGUAUGUGUGUUGUACAUUGCACAGGUAUAUAUAAUGUUUUGCGCACAGUGUGGGCGCUGUCCUCUGCACAGAUAUAUCAAUUGCAUCGUUCAUAGGUGUGUCCAGUGCUUUUUUAUUUGUGAUGGAAUGACAUACCGGCACCUCUAAAGAGUUACAAACAAGAUUGAUGUUCUGGAAUCAAUAGUGAACUACGAACAGUUAUAUGCGUUCGGGGACAUUUUCAUCCACUAACAUAAGCGCUGGGUAUGUCUGCUAUCCUCUACAUUAUUGUGUCUGCUGUGUUUUACAUUAAACACAUUUAAUGUAUGACUUGAAACUCUAAUCAUAUUAUGCAUAACAUUACAGCAAUGAUAAGACUGACCAGCCAAUCGGAGGUUGCAUUGUUGAUAACGAGAGUCAAUAUUUUACUUUUGAAACAAAAGAUCAGCUUUUACAUUUCUCUCUUUCUGGAUCCAUUGGAAUAAACAAUCACUCUGCGAUUCCCUCCUCGCUGCUGUGUCAUAUUCAACGUCACAGUGUUCAUUCAGGAAGCAAAAGGGCUGAUUUUCCCCUCUCCGCCGCUGCCUGUCUUUGGCCUUUACUGCAUUCGCGAAGUAGCACAUGGGAGCCGUCAUUUAUGAAAUCUGCUCAAGCAAUGAUUUGUAUUUUACGGUGCUGAUGGGGAUUGAAAUAACAGAGGAACGCAGCAGAAGCCACUCGGCCCCUCGAGCCUAUUCCAUCACUCAGCUAAAUCAAAUCUGACCAUGUGCCUCAAUUCCAUUGUCCGGCCUUUGCUCCAUUUCUCCAAUCUCAAAAUGAAAUUUAGUACACUCUUUCCUUCAAAAAUCAAAAUCUGUGCUGGAAGUUCCCACAAUUAAUUUGUCAGUUAGUUGAAAGAGCCCAGUGGGAUAUUAUUGUACAUAAGGUUAAAAGUUAAUUAUUGUCACAUGUACGGAGGGAGGUACAGUGAAGAGCUUUGUUUUGCAUGCUAUCCAAUCAGAUCAGAUGAUACAAUCAAGCGAAACUCAAAUACUAUGACACGGUGGCGCAGCAGCAGAGUUGCUGCCUUACCUGAGUUCGCCAGAGACCCGGGUUUGAUCCUGACUACGGGUGCUGUCUGUAUGGAUCUUGUACGUUCUCCCCGUGACCUGCGUGGGUUUUCUCCGGGAGCUCCAGUUUCCUCCCACACUCCAAAGACGUACAGAUUUGUAGGUUAAUUGGCAUGGUAAUAUUGUAAAUGAUCCCUAGUGUGUAGGAUAGUGUUAGUGUGCGGGGGGGAGGAAUCGCUGGUUGGCGCGGGCUGGGUGGGCUGAAGGCUAGUUGAUGAGCUGUAUCUCUAAAAUUAAAAACUAAAAACAAACUAAAAUUAAAACUACAAUAAGUAAAGCGAGGGGUCAGAUACAGAAUACAGAUGGCAAAGUACAGAAUAUACUGUGGUUAUCAGCAUUGUAGUGUACCAGUUCUAAUUCCUGGUCAAAACUAGGUCAAUGUAAAGAAUGCAUCAAUUUGUGUGUUUUCUAGGGGGGAGAGGGUGGGUGGGCAUGGUAUUACUCUGUAUUUUCAUACAUAUUUCAAAUACUUCCGAUGCUUUAAAAAAAAAAGACAAUUAGAUCACCAUUUCUGAUGCAUCUCUGAUGGUGAAUAUAAUGAUGUUGUUAUGGAACAUUGUCAACCCAGAUAUGACCCCCCCAUUGUAACUGCUUCUCUGUAAGAUAGAAUAACCCUAUUUCUGCUGCCCUGUAAAUGGCAUUGUUACAGUCAGCUAUGGCCAUGAAAGGAAACAUUGAGACUUAUGUGGAAAAUAAUCCCGAUGAAACAGCAGGGAAGUGAUAUCAGGCAGCAUUAUUGAAAAUAUGUUCAAAGGAUUCCCAAGGGCUGGUUUGUUUUUUUGAGAAGUAGAAUUAGAUGCUAUUUUGGCAAAUAAUCAUUAUGCUAACAUUACAGCAUGCCUCAUGUGACAUUAUAAAGCAACCCUGGACAUCUUUAGGCUGCUCAAGAAAAUGUAUUUUUAUUUCCAUUUUCACUUAAGAAUUCCCCUCCCCCUGUGACAUGCAUGACUCUGAGCAUAUCUGAAGGAAGGUGAGUUUUAUGUCAAUUUAUGGCAGCUAUGCCACCAAGCCACGAGGUUGUGGAUUCAAGUCCCGCAGCAGGUGGUUGGCUGCAACAUCUAGGUUGAAAAUCCAAUGUAGUAGUAUUGAGUGUGUUGGACUAUAGGAAGCAUUAAAGGUUGUGAGGAUCUGGCCCAGAGGAGGAGUUGAGGCCUUGGGAAGAUUAGCCAUGAUCAUAUAGUUUAGUUUAUUGUAGUUUAUUGUAGACCUAUUAUAGAAAGGUGCGGCAUGCUUGAGGGGUCUGGUGACUUAUUCCUGCCCUUAUUUUCAUGUAUUCUUGUGCAGCCUCGUGAAGGAGAUAUUAGACUAGGGUUUGAUCUCCUUUCUAAACUAUUUUGAAAAAAACCAGGUGAGUUUUGAAUAAAACCAAGGGUUCAGACAAGUAAUAAUAACUCAAAAUCAGGAGAAAUAGUCAUAGUCAUACAGCGUGGAAACAGGCCCUUCGGCCCAACUUGCCCACGCCGACCAACAUGCCCCAUCUACACUAGUCCCACCUGCCUGCCUUUAUCCCUUAUCCCUCUAAACCUACCCCACCCAUGCCUAAAUGUUUCUUAAACAUUGCAAUCGUCCCUGUAACAGAUAGAAAUAGGAUUAGGGCUUUUGGCUUUUCCAACCUGCUUUGUAAUUUAUAAAAGCUAUUGCCCACUUCCCUUAACCAUGGAUACACAAGAACAAGUUGUCAAGUCAUUAUCACAUUGAAGCCUGCAGAGACUUGUUGCAUGAAGAAUUAACAACCUUUGUUUCAGUGAGAUUCUACCCUUUGAAUCGUCAUGGGCCUUUAAGGUCAUAUGUUCUAGGAGUAGAAUUAGGCCGUUUGGGCCAUCAAGUCUACUCUGCCAUUCAAUCAUGGCUGAUCUAUCUUCCCCUCUUAACCCCAUUCCCAUGCCUUCUAUCGAUCUCUGCCUUAAAAAUAUCCAAUGACUUGGCCUCCACAGCAAAGAAAUCCACAGAUUCACCACCCUCUGACUAAAAUAAAUUUCCCCUCAUCUCCUUCCUAAAAGAACGUCCUUUAAUUCUGAGGCCGUGACUUCUAGUCCUAGACUUUCUCACUAGUGGAAGGAAACAUCCUAGUUUUGGGUUGUGGCAACUGCAUGGGCUAUCUCUGGAUUAAUCUGUGAUCCUCAUAGUCUUGCUCACAACUCAACUUGAUGGGCAGUAGUGACAAUGCCCUAGCCUAGAGGACCUCUAUGUCCCAUCCUCCUAUUCUACAUCGCUUCACUUCACCAGUAUCAUUUCUAACCGUAUUUAUUAUUUUAAGCCACAAACAAAAUUCAGCAAGUUAAUUUUUCUGUCAUCAUUAUGGAUGUGUUGCUAAAGCCCUCCUGAUGUUUAAAUCUAGAAAAGAUCCAUGAAAUGAUGUAAGGGAGUAUUUAUGAGUAUGUUUUCCAUCAUAGAAUCUCUCGGCAGGUAUUAAACUCCAGCAGGCCACAGGUGCUAAAGCUGGGUUUUUGGGUGAAUGCCCACAACAGGACUAAAUGGAGAGGGAAUACUGAGAAGGAGGGUGAAACAGAGAAGUUUAGAUGUCAGGCAAGAGAUGAUGACUAUUUGGCUUGGGGAGUUAACUGUGUGUCAAAAUGUGACUUUGGAUUAAAAAUAGCAGCUUUUUAAAAAUCAGGCUCAAAUCUCAGAAUUCUGCAGUAGCAGAUGAGGAUGUAAUCUUAUGUUUAGGUGUUUGAAGCAGAGUGGUAUAGCUGGUAGAGCUGCUGCAGGUUUGUAGGUUAAGUGGCUUCUGUCAAUUGUUCCUAGUGUGGUGAGAAUUAAUGUGUUAGUGGAAUAACAUCGAACUAAUGUGAACGGGUGAUCGAUGGUCGGCGUAGACUCGGUGGGCUGAAGAGCCUGUUUCUAUGCUAUCAUUCAAUUCAAUUCAAUUCGAUUGUAUGGCAGAGUGUAACACUGUGAUGCCUCAACAGUUUAAUUUCCAUUGAGGGUAAUUUUAUUAGGGCUUCAAGGAGGCGAAACAAUUAAUGAAAGCCCCAAGCCCGUGGUUGACAGUGUGCAAGUAUGUGGCAGGUUAACAUUGCCAUUAGUGAUAGUGUGUUGUAGGCUGUACAGUUGUAGUCUUUACAGCGAGGAAACAGCUGACUCUGCAGUGAUUUUAAAAGUUCCUACACUUGGUUGGGCCUUGAUAAGUAGUUGUAGCAUUGUUGAGACAGUCAAUAAAGUGAUUUGUGUGUGGGGGGGGAGUGAAAUAUUUAAUUACCCCUUUUCUUGCAUGCUUUCCAUUCAGUUUAUUAACUCUCAAAUUGUAUUUGAGCAAAGGUGAAUUUGUAGAGGUGAAUACUAAGGCUGGAGCUUCUUAUUUGAGGAUAUGUUUAGUUGCUAGAACCAUUUUACCAGGUUUGGUUGUGUUUGACUAGGACGGCUUGCUUGUGUUAAAUGGAGUGUACUUUAACAUAGAAACAUAGAAAAUAGGUGCAGGAGUAGGCCAUUCGGCCCUUCGAGCCUGCACCACCAAGUACUUCUUUAGUACUUCUUAGCUGGUUACAAUGACUCAUUAGAAAGCUUUCGGGCAGGUUGUUGUCUUUCACUUGAGGUGGUAAACCAAGGACCCAUCUGCCCCAUUAGGUAAUGGCAACAUGUAGAAGUAGAACAUGAACUUCCCCCUUGUCCAAUAGUAACCUCUCCCUCAACAUCUUAAACAAGUUGUCUGGUUAUUGUCAUGUUCUGGUUGGUGUGUUAAGUUGCUGCCACAAUAAUCACCUUGAAAAAAUAAUUCAUUGAUUUAAAAGCACCAUGGGCAUCCUAUGGCAGCGUAUAAAUGCAAAUCUAUCCUGGAGAAGCUGCAAUCCGAUCAUACAGCCAAGCUCCAUGUCAAGCUCCAUGUGUCUAUCUCCAUGUCAAAUCGGCAACUACAUUAGGUCUGUCGAGCUUAUGUUUAUUGUUGUCAUGUGCACCAAGGUACAGUGACAAGCUUUGUUUAGCCUGCUGUCCUAUCAAACCAGAUAUACCACACCUAAAUACAAUCAAGUAUAACAGAUAGGGCAAAGGGGAAGAUACAGAAUGCUGAAUAUAGUUCUCAGCAUUGUAGUGCUUCAGUUCCAAUGUCUCUCGCAUCUAAACCCGCAUUAAAGCUUAAAACCUUCACUCCCUCAAUUGUCUGGACCUCAGUUAUAAGUGAGGAACAUUAUUCCUAUUUAGCAACAGCGGGAGUUGUUUUGUUGUUUCGUUGUUAAAAAGUUGAAUAAUGCCGUUAAGAUGACAAGUAUAGAAACAACAUUUUUUUUCCGGUGACUGUUUGGUUUGAAGGAAUUCUAAUAUCACCGGUAGUUUUCAAAACCAGAUGUCGGGCCGAGACCAGGUUUCAAAAGUGGGAAUUGGCUCAUUAACCAGUAAAAGGUGAAGAUCGCCAGCUCGGCAAAUGGACUCCGUGUGCCAGUGCUAAUCCCUUUGAUGUUCAGGAAGGUUUUUCACAUAAUGCUGGUCAUCCACUGAUCAAUUGUUCCCAUUGACGGUGAUAUUAUUACAAGGAGUGUGAAGGAAGCAGAGCUCGUAGCUUGCUGUGAGGUAGAAAUGUGUGGCAACAUAGGAGGUAGUGGAGACUCGGAGAGGGCGGGGUGUCUUAAGAUGUCCCGGUAAGUAGCUGAUCAUUAACAAUAAUACCUCCCCUGCAAAAUGCUCUGGUGGAUAUUUAGGGAUGUCAGCAUUUAUUACAUUUUUAAUUGUCAUUGGUGCCGCCUUAAAACGAUUGGGGUGAGGUACCUCCGACAAUGUUGUUGUGUUGAGGGUUAACCCGGUGACAGUGAGGAAAUGGCAAUAUAUUUCCAAGUCAAGGUGGAGGAGAAGCCUGCAAGUGGUGGCAUUGCCUGUGUCAACCACCUUUGUCUUUUUGGAUGGCGGAGGUCACAAACUUGGAAGCUGCAGUCAAGUCCAACUGCUUUAAAUAUUUAGUCAUUUGCCUGAAGGUCGGGAUUUUCAGUUUGUCUAUUUUUUCUUUCAUUAAUGGACAUUACCAAAGGCCUCUGGACAGUGGCUUUAGCCAAUUUCUGAAGCUAAAUGCUAACAAACAGAUUUAGGUUUCGCAAAAGACACAAAAUGCUGGAGUAAUUCAGUGGGGUCAGGCAGCGUCUCUAAAGAAGAGAGAUAGGCAACGUUUUGAGACUCUCCAGACACUGAAUUUGAUUUUGAUUUAGGUUGCCAUAGUCGAGUUGGCAGAAGAAACGUUAAAACCUAUAAAUGUAUAAAGCCGCAGAUUUAAAUGUGUCAUAGAACAUUGUGAUUAUCUGAUCAAAUAUAUUCUUUCUAGUUGGAUCUGGGGGUCUCUUGGAGUGAACUCUUCACAUUAUUCCACAACUCAAAGUUGCCUUCAGAUUGUCUGUAGAAGAGUCUAGACCCGAAACGUCACCCAUUCCUUCUGUUUAGAGAUGCUGCCUGUCCCGCUGAGUUACUUCAGCAUUUUGUGUCUAUCGGCAUAUUGUUAUUUAUUUAAUAAAUAAAUUGAUGCUAGAAGGCAAUGCAAAGAUCCAGCAACCAAAGUAUAUACGUGUAGACACAAGCAACUGCAGCUACUGGUUUACAAUAAAAGGACAGAACAUAUGGAGUAAAUCAAAAAUGGAAUGUUGAAGAUUCAGUCUGAAGGUUCUGACCUGAAAUGUCACAUAUCCAUGUUCUCCAGAGAUGUUACCUGACCCGCUGAGUUACUCCUGCACUUCCUGUCUUUUACAGUAUAUACACAGAAACAUCAAGUCUGGCAACCAACCGAUGCUUAUAUACCAUUCUGGCAUGUUAGAAUUCACCUCAAGAUGUGGGGAAAUGAGGCUCAAGAACCCAUGCCAAUUUGUUGACCAAAUAAUCAGUGGGGGAAGUGGGAAAUUCAGUGGGGUUAUUCAGUGGGGAAGACAACUGGCUUGCACAGCUUCUAUCGGGCAUUGUGAAUGUGGCGACGUGAAGCAACAUCCAGAAUGUGAUUCUUUCACUCUGAAUGAGUGUUGCCAAUCGAUUGUUGAAUCCCUUUGGAACAUUGUCUGGCUCCUUCAAAAUAGACAUGCCCGUCAAAGGCUUCAAAUAGUUUUAUCAAGCAAGGGUUCAGUGUUUGAGUGAAUGAGGUCUACAGAAUCUAGUCUUUCUGAGCUCUGAUGAGAACCAGGCAGAUCAAACUCAUAAGUUCUCUGUGGCAACUUUCAGGGGUUGCUUCAUCAACAAACAAGAAGAAGAAAUGUGUAAGUCUGCAGCAAACUUCUCCUUCUCCCAAAAUUCUCACCGCCAAACCAUAUUUUUAUACAAGGUAGACAAAAAUGCUGGAGUAUCUCAGCGGGUGCAGCAGCAUCUAUGGGAGCGAAGGAAAUAGGCAACGUUUCGGGCCGAAACCCUUCUUCAGACUCAAGGUACACAAAAAUGCUGGAGAAACUCAGCGGGUGCAGCAGCAUCUAUGGAGCGAAGGAAAUAGGCAACGUUUCGGGCCAAAACCCUUCUUCACUCAGUCUCAGUACCUUCAUAUUUUGAUACAAAGCUGAUGAGCAAAGGUUCUGCACAAGUUCACUGAAUGCCAUUCUGACCUUUAAAAAAUUCAAUGCUCUUUGGUGCCAUGGUAAAAUUCAAAGAUAACCAGAAUUAUGGUGUCAAAUUUUGUCCUCUGAUGUUCGAUUUGUGCAACUGGGUUGUUGCUGAAGGAACUGGUGCUUGUCCUGGAAGAAUGUAUACUUGACACAAGGUUGGUCAGUCAGAGUUUGCUGUUGACCCGCUGUGAAAUGAAAGAAGACAAAUAUUUUAUCAUUUUUACUCUGUUGUCCUGGUGAGGGUCCCUGGUCCAAGGAUAGGAACAGGCAGCCUGCCCCUGGGUCAAUUUUGGAAACAGCACCCCACCUCUGGGUCCAGGCAAGAGAUAUGCAGCCCAUCCUUGGAUCCAAACAAGAGCCAGGCAGCUCACCCCUGGGUCCAGAUGAGAGACAGGUAACUUAUUCCUAGAUCCAUACGAGAGACAGAUAGUCCAUCCCAGCGACCUGGUGGUAAUAGGUAGUCCAUCCCUGGGCCUAGGCAAGUGACAGAUCGUUCAACCACCAGGUCCAGGCUGAAGAGACAGCCCACUCCUGAGACCAGGAUAGCAAUGGGCAGCCUUCCCAGGAUUCCAGGUGAGAGAUAACAGCCUACCAAUGACACCAGGCUGGCUACUGCAACAAGCAGUAAUUGUCAAGUCUCUAGUGUGUAGCACAGUGAUAGUGUACGGGGUGAUCGCUGGUCAGUGUGGACUUGGUGGGCCAAAUGGCAUGGUAGUACACUGUUUGUCUAAAGCGUGUAGGCUAGUGCUAGUGUACGGGGAUUGCAGGCCAGCACAGACUCGGUGGGCUGUUUCCACCCUGUAUUUCUAAAGUCUUAAGGCAGGAAACAUUAAAUUUGCUAACACAACAGGCCUGGCAAGGUUAUGAUUUAUUAACAAGAAUGUAUGAGUUUCAUCAGGUCAGAAAUUUCACAGCUGACAACUUUAUUUACAAGCCUGUGCUCUUGCAAUCUCUCUACUUCUAGGUCCAGUGGGAUGUUGCUGGAAGCAGGAGCUUCUGAAUUGAUAAGUUAGUGAGAUAACCCUCAAUGCCUUUAAUACAUUGCUAUAAUCAGCAUGAAAACACAAUGAAGUAUGUUUAAUAUUUUGAAAAAAUAAUGCAUAGCUUAAGAUACAAUAUUACAAACAAUGUAAUAAAAAAUAAAAUGAAUUUUGUGAAGCAUAUGGGGAGAAAGCAGGAAUGUAAAAUUAGGGUAGAUUGUUCCAGUGCGAAUCAGCAUUUGUGCAGGUUGAAGAGACAAAAUGGCCUGUGUCUGUGCUUGAAUUUGUAAGAUUUAUAAGUGAAAUCAAUCAACCCAAAUCAAGAGGUCACAUUUCAUUUUGAAACGGGUAUCAAAGGUCAUGCAAGGAUUUUUUUCCUUCUUCCCUUAAGACACCGGUGAACCAAUUGGAAUGUAACCAUUAUUUCAAUACUGUUUUCUUAUUUACUGCAUGUUUGGAAAUUUCAGUGCAAAUACUCAAAACAACUAGGGUUUGAUUUGAAUGCACGUUCCCUGGUCAAAUUGCAUGAUUACUACAUCAAACAUCUUAAUAGACAAUAGACAAUAGGUGCAGGAGUAGGCCCUUCGAGCCAGCACCGUCAUUCAAUAUGAUUAUGGUUGAUGAUCCUCAAUCAGUACCCCGUUCCUGCCUUCCCCCCCGUAUCCCCUGACUCCGCUAUUUUUAAGAGCCCUAUCUAGCUCUCUCUUGAAAGCAUCCAGAGAACCUGCCUCCACCUGAGGCAGAGAAUUCCACAGACUCACCACUCUCUGUGAGAAAAAGUUUUUCCUCGUCUCCGUUCUAAAUGGCUUACUCCUUAUUCUUAAACUGUGGCCCCUGGUUCUGGACUCCCCCAACAUCGGGAACAUGUUUCCUGCCUCUAGCGUGUCCAAGCCCUUAACAAUCUUAUAUGUUUCAAUGAGAUCAGUGUUCAUAUAAUAUUAUAUGAAUGCUGAUACUUGGGUAGUGAGGAUUUUAUGUCAAUGAUAUCAAAGAGCUACAAUUCCGCCAUGAGGCUAAACCAUGACCCAAGUGUAAGUGGUUCAAAAUUAAUGUUUGGACACAUGAGGAAAUAUAUUAAUAUCAACCCCAUGGAAUGACGUUGAAAUAUAAGCAGACAUUUAAAAUAAUGCUGAAAGGAAUGUGAAUUUUUUUUCUGGAUGAGCCUUCACUCGUCUAUUUUCUGAUCAAACUUGUUUCCUCAUCGAGUUAAGAUGAUUUAUUAACAGACAACUGUUUAAAAUAAAGAUUUUGCACUUUAGACUCCAAGAUGCUUCGAAUUGGCAAAGCAAGAUGUAACUGUGCAAUUUUGCGAUCACCUAUGCAUUAGGAAAAUUAGGAUGGUAUUAAGCAAAGAUACUAGUAUCUUUGGUAUUAAAUGAUGGAUGUAGAUAAAUAAUUUGAAAAUAGAGUGUCGGGGAGAUUUCAGUAGCUUUUCAAUUUUUGAUGGUCCAUGAAGGAAUGGAGGUUCUUGCAAAUCACAUUUUAAUUUAAUAUUCGCUUUGUGCUUAACUUCCUCUAUAGCUUCACCAAUCCCAAAUUCAAAAUUGCCUCCAACUCUCUCAUCAACCUUUUAUGUAUCAACCCAAAAUCUCUUUGUCCCAUCAAUGGCAAAUAUGGCUUCAGCUCUGAAUCGGCUCCAACACCCCAGUCUCUCCACCUUCUUUAACAAGAUAGAACUCUGUUUGGAUCAGGAUUCAUUGCUAUCCCCCUAUAUUGAAACACUAAACGAAUACAGGUUCUGGCAGAAUAUUAAUUAUUAACACUUCCAUUGUUUGUAGCAGAAUUAUUUUCUCCAAAAUGGUGUUCAUGGAAACUCCAAAGUUAUUAUAGAUCUGGAUUGUAUUACCUCCAAUAGUGGCAGAGACCAACUCAAUAGUAACAUUGAAAAGGAAGAUAGAAAUGUAGUUGAGAGGGAACAUUCUUCAGAGCGCAAGAUUGGAACAAUUGGGUAGCUAUUUCAACAAGUCAGAACAAACAUGUGAUGCCCUGUCUCCAUCUGUGAUGACUGAUUUAACAACAUACUUGGCCAGCCCGAAGCUCUCGAGGAGCCUUAUCACCCUAUAAUCCUUUUAGCUUUGUGGCACUCAAUAUGUAUAUGAUUGUAAUUAUCAUAUACAACUAUCUCUCAUUAUUUUGAAAGUUGUAAAAUAGCUUUGGAGGAGUUUCAGAACGAUACCGCCUCUUUUCGUGAAUAGUGACGCCAUUAUUGUCUCAUACGUUCUUCAUGUAAGUUGGACAAAAAAAAACCGAAGUAGGUAAAUAGGCUAGAAAAUAGUGUUACGUGUCAAGCACAUGCCUAUUAACUAAUUUUAUCUUGCACUGCAAUAGCAGGCAAUGGCAUAGAUGUGUGCUGCCUUAUCGGAGUACUAAACCACUGUGCUAGCUUGUUCAUUUAGACACAAGGAAUGCAAAUGUAAAAAUAAUUACAUGUUUUUGUAAAAAUUAUAUUGACUUAACAAAUUUUGCAACUAUACAGGGAUAAUGUACAGGUUUUAAUACUGUAAUUUCCCCAGCAUUUUCAGCUGCGUAUAUUUAAGCAGAUUUACUUGCAAUGUGCACUGGUUUUUAAAUGCCUUUCACAAACGAUUGGUCUAAUAAGUAAAGAUGGCGAUUGUCUUAAUUUGUACUAUUGUAUUUUUUUUUCCCUUCUGGUGUGCAAGAACCUUUUUGAUUUCCUUAAAUUUGCGGCACAUAACUGCAGAUCUGGCAGGCCAGAGCACUUUACAGUUGUAUUCAUUCACGUUUGUGUUCUCUGACUACAAAAGUUAAUUGUAUAUAGAGAAAUUGUUGUUGCUGUUACACUGGUUGCAUUCAGAGUACUGCAUGAAUUAUGGGAUUGUUGUCAUUCAUUUGUCACAGAACUCUUGGAAUUGUAAUAAAAGACUGAAAGAU